Prunus armeniaca (apricot) is the source of this 369-nucleotide messenger RNA. NCBI's taxonomy places the organism in Eukaryota, Viridiplantae, Streptophyta, Magnoliopsida, Rosales, Rosaceae. The record is from the annotation of a GenBank genome assembly.
AUGUUGAAGAAGAGCAGGUUUUGCUUAUGCCCUAGCGGUUAUGAAGUGGCAAGCCCCAGAGUUGUGGAAGCCAUAUAUGCUGAAUGCAUUCCUGUGUUGAUAUCUGAUAGCUAUGUUCCACCAUUCAGUGAUGUUCUUGAUUGGAAGUCAUUCUCUGUCCAAAUACAAGUGAAAGACAUACCAAACAUCAAAACAAUACUAAUGGGAAUAUCUCAGAGUCAGUAUUUGAGAAUGCACAGGAGAGUGAAACAGGUUCAAAGGCAUUUUGUGGUAAACGGACCCUCCAAGAGAUUUGAUGUUUUCAAUAUGAUUGUUCACUCUAUUUGGCUCAGGAGGUUGAACAUUCACAUUGAGAAUCAGGUUGAAUAG